Molecule: messenger RNA, 3558 nt
Organism: Nerophis lumbriciformis (worm pipefish)
Lineage: Eukaryota; Metazoa; Chordata; Actinopteri; Syngnathiformes; Syngnathidae
Source: RefSeq, a predicted model, not a curated record
AUGUUUAUCUACCUCAGCAAAAAGAUUGCGAUCCCCAACAGUAUUCACUUGAAAUGUGUCUCUUGGAACAAAGAUCAGGGCUUUAUUGCCUGUGGAGGGGAUGACGGCCUCUUAAAAGUGCUCAAACUUGAAACUCAGACAGAUGACGCCAAACUUAAAGGACUUGCUGCACCCAGUAAUUUGUCAAUGAACCAGACAUUGGGGGGACACAGUGGUGCGGUUCAAGUAGUUACAUGGAAUGAGCAGUUUGAAAAACUAACAACCAGUGACCAGAAUGGACUCAUCAUUGUAUGGAUGCUCUACAAAGGUGCGUGGUACGAGGAAAUGAUCAAUAACAGGAAUAAAUCGGUAGUGAGGAGCAUGAGUUGGAAUGCUGAUGGUCAAAAAAUCUGCAUUGUGUAUGAAGAUGGAGCAGUCAUUGUUGGAUCUGUUGAUGGUAACCGGAUUUGGGGAAAGGAGCUGAAAGGAAAUCAGCUCGCACAUGUUGCAUGGUCUCCAGACAGCAAGAUUCUGCUCUUCGGCAUGGCCAAUGGGGAAGUGCAAAUAUUUGAUAAUCAUGGCAAUUUCAUAAUGAAAUUGACCAUUGGCUGCCUGACUAAUGUGACAGGAGCCACCAGGAUAGCAGGUAUUCACUGGUACUCAGGAACAGGAGGUUACAUAGAACCCGACUGUCCCUGUCUCGCUAUAUGUUUUCAAAAUGGAAGAUGUCAGAUUAUGCGCUACGAGACGGAUGAAAACCCAGUCUGUAUUGACACCACGAUGAAUGUGGUCAGUGUUCAGUGGAACCAUUGUGGUAGUGUCCUGGCGGUGGCCGGUUCCCUCAAAGCUUUGAACGCAGAUGUAGAAAUCAAUGUGGUGCAGUUUUAUACACCAUUUGGAGAGCACCUGAGAACAUUGAAAGUGCCAGGGAAGCAAAUGACUGGAAUUGCUUGGGAAGGGGGUGGACUGCGGAUAAGCCUGGCUGUUGAUUCAUACAUCUAUUUUGCUAACAUCAGACCAGAUUACAAGUGGGGAUACUGCUGCAGCACAGUAGUUUAUGCCUUCACAAAGCCAGAGCGCCAAGAUUACUGUGUGAUCUUCUGGGACACUAAAAACAAUGAAAAAUUUGUCAAGUAUGUCAAGAGCCUCAUGUCCAUCACCACAUCAGGUGACUUCUGCACCCUGGCAAGCAAGGCCGAUGAAACCCAGCCCCAGGGAAGCGCUGAGUCAGAGUCUGGGAGUCACGCAAAGUAUGUCCUGAUUUUAUGCAACUCAAUUGGGACUCCAUUGGACUCUAAGUACAUCGACAUUUGCCCAUUGUUUGUCACCAUGACCAGGACUCAUGUGAUUGCUGCAUCGAAAGAGGCUUUCUACUUGUGGCAAUACAGAGUUGCAAAUAAAUUAACUGCCUUGGAGAUCAACCAAGUAACCAGAACUAAGAAGGAAGGAAGGGAAAGGGUAUAUCACAUUGACAGCAGUACAACUGGGAUCAAUGACAAUGGGGAAGACUUUGCAAAAGCCUUCACAGCAACAAGAGAUCCCAUCUGUUGUUGUACAGCGACAGAUAAGACACUAAUAGUGGGCCGUGAAUCGGGUCUUAUCCACAGAUAUAGCCUACCAAAUGUCAUUCUCAUCCAGAAAUACAUGAUGAACAGAGCCCAUCAUCUCUCUUUAAACUGCACCUCCAGUCGACUGGCCAUCAUUGACAUCUCAGGCGUUCUGACUUUGCUGGAAGUAGAGGUUCAUGGAUCCACAGGUGAUGCCACUGGUGCGAGUCAGGUCUCAGUAGGGGAUCCAUCAAAGUUCGAACGCAAGGAUGUUUGGGACAUGAAGUGGGCCAAGGACAACCCUGAUCUGUUUGCCAUGAUGGAAAAGACCAGGAUGUAUGUCUUCAGGAACCUAGAUCCAGAGGAACCGAUCCAAACAUCAGGAUAUAUCUGCAACUUUGAGGACCUGGAAAUCAAAUCUGUCCUGCUUGAUGAAAUUAUGAAGGACCCAGAGAGACCCAAUAAAGACAAUCUUAUCAACUUCGAAAUCCGUUCCUUGAGAGACAGUCGUGCUCUAAUUGAAAAAGUGGGAAUCACAGAUGCUUCACAAUUCAUUGAGGAUAAUCCCCAUCCAAGACUCUGGCGUCUGCUUGCUGAGGCGGCCCUCCAAAAACUGGACUUGAAGACUGCUGAGCAGGCAUUUGUCCGGUGCAAAGACAACCAAGGCAUUGAGUUUGUCAAGCGCCUAGGAAACCUACAGAGUGAGCCCAUGAAACAGGCAGAGGUUGCAGCUUACUUUAGCAGGUUUGAGGAGGCCGAGCGGAUGUAUUUGGACAUGGACCGCAGGGACCUCGCAAUUAGCCUUCGGAUGAAGUUGGGAGACUGGUUUCGGGUGCUCCAGCUGCUUAAGACAGGCUCUGGGGACUGUGAUGAUGCUCUACUGGAGCAAGCCUACAAUGCGAUAGGAGACUACUUUGCUGAUAGACAGAAGUGGGUCAAUGCAGUGCAGUACUAUCUUCAGGGCCGUCACCAGGAAAAGUUGGCAGAAUGCUACUACAUGUUGGAGGACUACGAUAGCCUUGAGAAGUUGACUAAUUCACUACCAGAAAAUCAUAAACUUCUGCUGGAGAUCGGCCAGAUGUUUACCACGGUGGGCAUGUGCGAACAGGCUGUGAAUGCUUACCUUAAAUGCAACCAGGCCAAGGCUGCUGUUGACACAUGUGUCCAUCUGAACCAGUGGAACAAAGCAGUGGAACUAGCCAGAACCCACAAAAUGAAAGAGAUUAAACCUCUUCUGUCCAAAUAUGCCUCCCAUCUCCUUGAGAAGAACAAAAUUCUGGAGGCAGUGGAAUUGUAUCAAAAGGCUCACCAUUUUCUCGAUGCAGCCAAACUUAUGUUUAAGAUAGCAGAUGAGGAGGCCAAGAAAAGGACUCGGCCACUGCGGGUAAAGAAAUUGUAUGUGCUUGCUGCUCGUCUGGUCGAAAACCAUCAUGAGCAGAAGAAGACAUUGCAACAGAGUAAAGCAAAAGGGAAGAAGUCAGAGGCAACAUUCGCACUUGCUGGACUCCUAGAAGAAGACACCACGUCUUCUGACAAUCGCAUUCUAGACAACGCGUGGCGAGGAGCCGAGGCGUAUCACUUCUUCCUGCUCGCUCAAAGGCAGUUGUAUGAAGGCUACACGGAGAACGCAAUGCACACAGCCCUUCAUCUUCGCGAAUACGAGGACAUCAUCCCCGCAGUGGAGAUCUACUCCCUCCUCGCGGUCUGCUCAUCGGCCAGCCGAGCCUUCGGCACUUGCUCGCAGGCCUUCAUCAAGCUGGAAGCCUUGGAGAGCCUGGACCCAGAGCAACGGCUAAUCUAUGAGGACUUAGCCUUAGAGAUCUUCACCAAGCACGUGCCAAAAGACAGCCACAAGUUGGAGCUGGACGCUGCAUCAGAAGGGACGGCAGAAAAGUUACCUACCUGCAUAGUAAGUGGCCUGCCCAUCCAGGACUACCAUUUGUGGAUGUGCAGUGUGUGCAAGCACUGUGCUCAAAGCCAAGAGAUCAGCAAAUACAACUACUGCCCGCUAUGUCACAGCAGUGUGGGCUGA